GACUUCUGAUCCGCUGUCCUGUGACGUGAGCUGACCCCGGGAUUUUUUGUGUGUUGGGGAGCGAGGGGUCGGGGUUGGGGGAGACCAAAGGUAUUUCGUCUCCUUUGCUGCCAGGCCCGGAGCGUGUUGGGAGGCACAUAGGGCACGGGAGAAUGACACAGAUGCAGGCGUGGGGCGAAGUUGAGAACGCGGCCGGCUUGUAGCACAGGAGGCUAAGGAUCAGGCAGUGUGGGUUUUAAUAAGUGAAUAUAUCGUUUGUGGUUCACGAAUGAUACCUCUGGAAUCCAGCCUAAGGAAUGUCCAAAAUAAAGAAAAUGCUUUCUGUGCAACGACAUGUAUCACAGCCUUAUUUAUGACAGGAUAAAGUCAGUUACAAACAGAUAACCUUUACUAGCAAGGAUGGAUUUGGGAAAAGGAAAACUGCUUAGGACUGGACUGAACUCAUUGUAUCAAGCAAUCCACCCAACCCAUGGCCUUGCCUGGACUGAUGGGAAUCAGGUAGUCCUGACUGAUUUGCAGCUUCAUAGUGGAGAGGCCAAGUUUGGGGACUCCAAAGUCAUUGGACAGUUUGAACAUGUCUGCGGGCUUUCCUGGGCCCCACCCAACACAGCUAACAUGCCUGCCCUGCUUGCUGUCCAACACAAGAAGCAUAUUGCUGUGUGGCAGCUAUGUCCCAGAACUUUGGGGUCAAGCAAAUGGCAGAUGUCUCAGACCUCUCAAAUCAGGGAAACACUGCCUGUCCUUCCCCAGGGCUGUGUGUGGCACCCAAAAAGCACUGUCCUGUCUGUGCUGACUGCACAGGAUGUUUCCAUUUUUCCUGAUGUUCACUGUGACAGUUCACGAGUAAAAGUGGACAUCAACACCAAGGGCCGCAUUUACUGUGCAUGUUGGACCCUGGAUGGCCAGAGACUGGUGGUGGCAAUAGAGAGCAGCCUUCAUUCUUACAUUUGGGACAGUGCUCAGAAGACUCUUCACAAGUGCUCCUUCUGCCCGGUGUUCGAUGUGGAUCGCUCCAUCCGUUCCAUCACAGCUACUGUGGACUCACAGGUUGCUAUAGCCACUGAGCUCCCACUAGAUAAGAUUUGUAGCUUAAAUGCUUCUGAAACCUUUGAUGUCCCAUCUAAUGGUGAAGAUGCCAGUGUGCAUACUCUUCCUGAGAUUGUUGCAGUACCCUUAAUGAAUAAGCCAGUAGCUGCUUCUGAAAUGAAUUCUGGAAUGAUAGUUUCUCCUUCCUUUUCAGAUCCUCUAGAUCUAACUCAUAUACAUUUUAACCAGUCUAGGGCAGAGGAGAGCUCUCUGUUUUGCCUAAGAAAAAAGGACUACUUGACGGGAACUGGCCAGGAUUCUUCACAUUUGGUCUUUGUAACCUUUAAAAAAGCAGUUACUGUGACCAGAAAGGUUGCCAUUCCGGGCAUUCUGGUUCCUGAUCUAAUAGCAUUUAAUCUUAAAGCACAGCUGGUAGCAGUGGCCUCCAAUACUUGUAAUGUAAUUUUGAUCUAUUCUGCCAUUCCAUCUUCUAUGCCAAAGAUCCAGCAAAUUCAGUUAGAAAGUAACGAAAGACCAAAAGGCAUAUGUUUCUUGACAGACAGAUUAUUAUUAAUUUCCGUGGGAAAGCAAAAGUUCACCGAAACAGCAUUUCUUCCUUCCUCAGAAUCUGAUCAGUACAACGUUCGCCUGAUUGUUCGAGAAGUAAUGUUGGGAGAAGAAUCUUCCAUAACGCCUAUUGAAAGCCAAAGUGCUUCCUCUGCCUUCAGUGCUCUACUAAAUAAAGCAGAUAGAGAAAGGUUCACUGAAAGUCUUUCCCCAGGUUUUAGUACCCUAAACAGAGGGUCAUUGUUAAGAGCUCAUAGCAGUAGUCAGAGUGGGAGGUCUGGAAGAGCCCUUAUUCAAGAAAUUACAAGUCCUUUGUCCACUAUCUCUGGUGGUUCCAUUACCCAGGAAACUCUUCACAGGCCUUCCUGGGUUUGGACAACAUUGCCCAGACCCAGCAAAAUGCCAGACCACACCAGCACACCAGAACCUAAUUUAUCUCAAAGGGAGAACUUAGAAAAAGGAAAGGAAACUUCCCAGCAAUCUAAGGAGUUGGAAAUCCUAUCUAGGAAUCUGAUCGAAAUGCAGCAGUAUCUUUUUGAACUCAUGGAUUUUCUACACAAUGAGAAGAGAUUCUCUCCAAUGUAUCCACUUUCUCAGGAUCCUCCUUAUGUUCACCUCAUUUACCAGAAACCUUGUUAUGAAGGUCCUGUUGAAAAAAGAGCCGUGCUUCUCUGCAAUGGCAAACUAAAACUUGGCACAGUUCAGCAGUUGUUUGGCCUCCGUCUCGUUGAAAUGCUGCAUGAUUCCCACUGGAUCCUUCUCUCUGCUGACAGCCAAGGUUUCAUCCCAUUAACUUUCACAGCCACUCAGGCAGUUGUGGUGAGAGAUGGCAGCCUGCCCAGGUCAGAGGUCUCUAGGAACUCUCUUUCUCACAGCCAGGACCCUAUUCCUCCACCUGAAGUCUUUGGAGAUCUUGCCACCGAGAGUUUAGAUACAACUGGUUGUUCUAACAGUUUCAAUGGUGUGGCCUGAUAACUGUUUGCGGAGUACUUGCUAUGCCAUCUUUCCCUUUGGCUGAGGUGUGCUGCUGGGGGACAGAAGCAGAGCUCAGUCUGUCAGGGUGGUGGCAUAUGUAUUCCUGACUGCGCUGCUUGCUUUGUCUGAGGAUGGAAUUCCUAGAACAGAAAAUACUGUUGCCAUGUUUUGUGUUUUAUGAUUUCUCCAAAGCUUUGCACCCCCAACCCAGAGCCAUGUUAACACUGUCUCAGGAGCACUUCACAUGACAUUGUGAUAGGUCUUUUUCUUGGCUUAAAGAUGAGGGUAAGGGGUGGUGAGAUGGCUCAGUGGAUAAAGGUGCUUGCCCGUAAGGACCAGAGUUCCAUCCUGAGACCUACAAGGCAGAAGGAGAGAAUCAAUUCCCACAAGUUAUCCUCUGACCUCCACACACCCACACCCACACAAAAAUAAAUAAUUUUUUAAAAAGAAAGAAAAGAGAGGGCAAGGAGAGCUGCUGGGGACCCUGUGAUUUAAACCUCAAACCAGCAGGAAUCCUUGGAGUGCAAAGGAAGUAAAAAGCCUGACCCUUGCUGCCAGGGUACCUGGCUCAGAAGUAAGUUCUGCGGUUGGCCUGACCUCCCCAGAUUUAAGCCUAACCUCUUGUUUUCUUACACAGUUCUGCCUGAUAGUGGUCCAGAUAUUGCUGAAAUUUUAAAUAACAUUUCAGGAGAUGAGAGCCCUCUGGGCUCCUCCUGAAUAUGUGCUGAUGUUACUAGCACAGGGCAAUUUUUCAUGCUAGUACUCAGUCCUCUUGGUUAAUUUCUUUUUUUUUUCUUUUUUUCUUUUUUUUUUUUUUUUUGCGGGGUCAAACCUGGCACUGUGUACAUGCUAGGCAAGUGCUCUGCCCAUCACUGACCUAUAUUCCUCCAGCCCAACUUGUCACUUUAAUUUUGGUUUUGGUUUUUUUUUGUUUUGUUUUUUUAGCUCUUUUCACAUCUUAGAGACCAGUAUAGAAUCUGAAAGUAUUUCAAAAAGAUGAAAAUUUCACAGUUUAAAACAGUUCUAAAAAUCACCAGUUUAUUUACACACAGGGAUAAGGUAUCAAUUUAUAUAAUGGAAAGAACCAUUAUAUAAAUAUAUAAAGAGACACAUCUCUUCUCACUGCCUUGAGACAUGAUCAGAGAUUUCAGUCACUGCAGCACAACAAAUUGAUUGGGUGUGGGAGACAAAGCACAUCUGCAGAUAAAUUGUGUCAGCCAUAGAAACUCCAUUAACACAUAUAUUCCCCCCACCCUGUCCUUUAAAAUUAUCCAGAGAGGAAAUAUUUUGUACCUUUGGGGACUCCUAUCUAUCUGUUAUAGUUUAUGAAGAUGGGGCUGGGCUAGGAAAGAAGCAAAGGCCCAAUUUGUGGUUCAGAUGCAUUAGACAACUGCUGGGAUAAUGGAAGGGGAAGCCACUUGUCUGUGGUCAGCAGCCUGAGUGGUAGCUGAGGGUAGUCUGAGACCUGGCUCCAUCUGCAGAGGAAGUGUCUGGGGUGUGAUGAAAUCCCUAUUAUUAUGAAAUCUAAAAAGGGGACUAAGGGACCCUUGGGUAAGAGCAAUGUGAAUGCCUCAAGGUGGACUUUAUAAUCACCAUCUCUCAGGGCAAACUACUCUGAAUGAGUCUUCAGUAAAAUCACAAUAGCAGUUGUGGCUCUUGUGAAUGUUUUGAUGGAAUGUUCUUUGUGAUUAUUACUGGUAUAGAGAAAUUCUCUAGAGUUUUACAUGUGUAUAAUUAUUAUCUUUGUAUUUCUUCCUCUGGUGGACAUAGAAUGUACAUUGUUUCUUUAUAAUAAAUCUAAU
Nannospalax galili (Upper Galilee mountains blind mole rat) is the source of this 4370-nucleotide messenger RNA. RefSeq names its product WD repeat and coiled coil containing (gene Wdcp). The transcript has 4 exons. NCBI's taxonomy places the organism in Eukaryota, Metazoa, Chordata, Mammalia, Rodentia, Spalacidae. The record is from RefSeq and is a predicted model, not a curated record. The coding region runs from base 400 to 2565 and encodes 721 amino acids. Gene Ontology annotation, molecular function: kinase binding.